Messenger RNA from Linum trigynum, 2373 nucleotides. NCBI's taxonomy places the organism in Eukaryota, Viridiplantae, Streptophyta, Magnoliopsida, Malpighiales, Linaceae. The record is from the annotation of a GenBank genome assembly.
UCACUAAGCAAGAUUAAACCUAAACCUAAUUCCCUAAUCUCUCUCCCUCUCCUCACUCUGUUGCUGCGCAGCCCCUCCCCUUUUCUUCUUCUUCCUAGUCUUUCCAACCCAAUUUCCCACCUCCCCUCCUUUUCAAUUACUUCAAGGAUUAAUUCCUAGAUAGAACUCAAUUCCCCGGGUUCUAUCAUUUGGUAUCAGAGUCUGGUUCUCGAUCAGGCAACGGAGAACAAGAUGGUGUCAACUAAAUCGAUGACUGCUGCUGAGAAGGCUGCACAAGCCGCACAAGAGAAGGCGACCACUGGAGGAGUCGCAGGCAAGACCAACGACGGCGAAGAGGAGACAAACGCGGCGGCGAUGUCGCCGAAGCCGACUCAGGCCGACACCGCGCCACCAAAGACGGCGCAGGUGAGGCAACCACCGCUGGAGGCCACCAAAGGGCGCCAAGAGGACGUGGUGGUGGACGUGACGGACGAGGAGGACUUCCGCACCCUCCUGAAAAAUGUGUUGGUCGGUCAUACUCGGGAUCAGGAAGCACGUCAAGAGGACUCUCGAGAGAUCUGGCAGGCUAUAAGAGAGCUGAGGGAGUUCAUGAUGCAGCAACAAGGGCAACCGCCUCCGUGAGCUGGGUAACAUGGGCCGAAACACCAUCCAAUAAGACUUGAGCAUUUUUUAAAUAUUAGGCUGGCCAAACUGGUUCCCAGAAGCAGGCAGGCCUCUAGUUUUCUUCUUCUUCUUCUCAUUUAGAUCAUUAAGUACAACUUCUGAAGGUCCACAGUUUGGACAAACCUUGAACAUCUUUGAAACUAUAGGUGUCAAAACAUAGCCCAACCCGAUUAACCCGGCCGAUCAACCCGACCCGCAACCCGAAUUGACUAAAAGUCAACAACACGUAACUCGCCCGACCCGCAACCCGACUGACCUGCAACCCGAUUAACCUGAGCCCGAUUGACCCGCAACCCGACUGACCCGCAACCCGAUUAACCCGAACCCGAUUGACCCGUAACCCGACCGACUCAACCCGAAAUUCAUCUAAUCCACUUGAAUAAUUAUAAAAAUAUACAAUACAUAGUUUUUCAAAAUAAAGUUUUUCAUUCUUUUUUUUUUUUGUGGUGUAAAGUUUUUCAUUCUAAACUUAAGUAAAAUUAUUUUUUCAUUUCGUAUAGGAAAUUUAAAAAAUAUGAAACUCACUUGAUAUUACGUAUUUUAAGAAAAUUACAAAAAUUGAAACAUGAAGGUCACUUGAGAUAAUGACAAUAUUAAUAUAAUAUAUAAAUUAAAAUUUUGGUUAAUUUAACUAUUCAAUAAAAUUAUCAAUUAAAUAUAAAUAAAGUAAAGUAAUGUAUUUGGUAAUUUGAUGUUUUUAAAUGAAGAGGGAAAUUUGGUUCUUUGAAUUUUUUAGAAAAGAAACAAGUGGGAAUUUUGGUGGUUUUGAUAUGUGGGAAGAGAAAAAAGUGGGAAAGUUUGAUUCUUUUGAUUAUGAAAGAGAAAUAAGGAGGGAAACUUUUGAAUUUUCAACUUUUUUGUAGAAGUAAAGAAGAGGGUAAUUUGGUUUUUUCAAUUUUAUGGAAGAGAAAGAGGAGGAAAAAUUGAGUUUUCUAAUGUAUGGAAGUAGAAAGAAGGAGGGAAAUUUAGUAUUUUUGUGAAAAGAAAGAAGGAAACAAAUUCGGUGUUUUCAAUUUUUUGGUUUUUCAUAAUUUUAGCUUUUGAAAUAUGAAUCUUUAACUUUUAUAUGGAGGGCAUGACUAGUUAAAAUUAUUCUUAUAUGCUUUGAAAAAUAAUAUAUAUAUAUAUGGUUAUGUCUUCGGUGCACUCACUUUUUUGGGUGCAUUCAAUGCACCCGCCUCAUAAUCGUCAUUCUGAGCAGGCGAUUCAUGUGAAAACGAUGUCAAUCAUCACCUGUGGUAUGAUGAACAAGAACCACAUGAAUUUGUACAAAAAUCGUUCAAGAUUCACUUUAAUUUGAAUGAUUCAGGGUUUAGGAAUUUAGUGUUAGGGUUAGAGUUUACAAUUUGGGAUUUUGGGUCGAGAUUCAAAAUUGAAGGUUAAUAGGUUAGGGUAAUGGGUUGAUUAGUUGAGAUUCUAUGUUAUAUCAUCAUAUUAGACUAAUACAACCCAUUAAAUUUCAAAAUUUAAUGUAUUAUGAUCACCCAAAAAAGUGAGUGCACUGAAUGCACCCAAAAAAGUGAGUGCACCAAAGUAGCCACCAUAUAUAUAUAUAUAUAUAUAUAUAUAUGUGUGUGUGUGUGUAUAUGUGUAUAUGUAAUUUUUUAUGGGCUAAUAAAUAAAUUAACCAUUAGUUACAACAAUUUAUACUAAACUUGAUAAGUAAUAUUUGACGGUUCGUUGUUUAGGAUAUAAAGUAUAUGGUUAGGG